This is a messenger RNA of Cololabis saira (Pacific saury), 1122 nucleotides long. Its product is annotated as charged multivesicular body protein 5-like. The record is from RefSeq and is a predicted model, not a curated record. Bases 90 to 752 code for a protein of 220 amino acids. The transcript has 8 exons. Gene Ontology annotation, cellular component: multivesicular body. Gene Ontology annotation, biological process: late endosome to vacuole transport via multivesicular body sorting pathway; vesicle budding from membrane. Lineage: Eukaryota; Metazoa; Chordata; Actinopteri; Beloniformes; Belonidae.
CUUCCGGGUGUCUUCAAUGGGAAAAUCCUUUUUUUGUAUGUCCUAAGCGAGACAAUUUGAUAUAUUUAAGGUCAUAAAACGCUUUAAACAUGAACAGAAUAUUUGGACGCGGGAAGCCCAAAGCGCCUCCUCCGAAUCUGUCGGACUGUAUCGGCACAGUGGACGCCAGGUCAGAGUCCAUAGAAAAGAAAGUAGCGCGCUUAGAUGCUGAACUUUUGAAAUACAAGGAUCAGAUGAAAAAGAUGAGAGACGGGCCCUCAAAGAAUAUGGUGAAGCAGAAGGCGAUGAGAGUCCUGAAGCAGAAGAGAAUGUAUGAAAGUCAGCGGGAGCAGCUGGCUCAGCAGUCGUUUAACAUGGAGCAGGCGAACUACACCAUCCAGAGCUUAAAAGACACCAAAACAACAGUAGAUGCCAUGAAGAUUGGUGCAAAGGAAAUGAAAAAGGCCUACAAGGACGUCAAAGUUGAUCAGAUUGACGAUUUACAGGACCAGCUGGAAGACAUGAUGGAGGAAGCAAACGAGGUGCAGGAAUCCCUGAGCCGAAGUUACGGCACUCCAGAGAUUGACGACGAGGAUCUGGAAGCGGAGCUGGAUGCGCUAGGUGAUGAGCUGCUCCUGGACGAUGACAGCUCCUACUUGGAUGAUGCCUCAGCUGCCCCAUCGAUCCCAGAGGGAGUCCCCAGUGACAGCAAGACAAACAAGGAUGGUGUUUUAGUGGAUGAGUUCGGACUGCCGCAGAUUCCCGCCACAUAAACAAGGAAUGGAUUGAAAUAACUGCACUUCAACUGAAACCACUUUUCUAUGUAGAGUAACAUUUAUACAGGUGUAACCAUUUGACCUGAGAACACUACGAUUUUGCAGCCGUCCUGGUGUCUGGUUGUGUAUUGUUACUACUACCGUGCUAGCAUGUGGCCUUGUAACAUACUGAAACUCUUUUAAAACAUGAUUCCCUCAUAUUUUCAAGCAGCCAUCCUCGCUAAGUUGACAGUGUCAUUCAUCAGUGUUAAAACGUAAUUAUUUGUAUAUUUUAUUAGUUGUAUGUAUUGUUUAGUCAUUCAUUACAGUUUUGGUUUAGUACUGGGAUACUGUAAAUGUGCAAAAUAAAUUAUGUGUUUUACCUUAA